AUGUUCCAGUCCCUGGGUAGAUCAGUUUCAACAUCGCUGGCGAGAUCAGGUAUGUCUAGUGGUGCUAAGAAGCAAGUUACUUUGGCAAGGUUUUUCAGUCAGGUAAAGCAAGAUGAUACGAAGAAUGCAGCUGUUGAUGACGAGAAAGCUGAAGUGCAGCCGCAGCCCGCGGAUAUUGAUAGUGAGGAACAGCCCGCUAAGCGAUUGAAGCCGUCUUGGCCUGUCAAAAGUGCACCAGUGAAGGCAGAAAGAACGGUCUCUAAAGCUGCGUAUUAUUCUAAGGUGCCCUAUUCUGAAGUUUGCAAUGUGUUCCAGGAGAUUGAAGGCACCUCUUCACGUCUGGCUAUCAUCAGGAUAUGUUCCGAGUUCUUCAGCCGGAUUAUGAGGGACAACGCUCAGAAUUUGGUCCCUGCUACGUAUCUGUUCAUCAAUAAGCUGGGUCCCGAUUACGAACCGGGGCUGGAAUUGGGACUUGGGGAAGGGCUGCUGAUGAAGACAAUCAGUGAGGCUUGCGGGAAAUCCUUGGCGCAGAUAAAGAGUAGAUAUCGGGAGAUAGGUGAUCUGGGACGAAUUGCGCUGGAAGCGAGAAAUGUUCAGCCUACGAUGUUCAAACCGAGCCCGUUGACGGUGGGUGAAGUGUUUGAGAACUUGCGGGCCAUCGCUCACUCACAGGGAAAGGACUCGCAAACCAGGAAGGUGAAGUUAAUCAAGAGGAUGCUUACUGCAUGCGAGGGUUUAGAGGCAAAAUUCCUGAUCAGAUCUCUGGAAUCCAAAUUGAGGAUUGGGCUGGCAGAGAAAACGGUACUCAUCUCACUGUCGAAGGCUAUUCUUACCAAUGAGAGUGCGGCAGGGAAGGAACCUCCGAUGGACCUCGUCGAAUCCGCAGAAGCCAAGAUCAGAGAGGCGUUCUGCCAGGUUCCUAACUAUGAGAUUGUCAUCAACGCUUGCUUGGAGCAUGGGAUCAUGGAACUUGAUAAGCACUGUCAACUAAGGCCAGGUAUUCCGCUCAAGCCGAUGCUUGCAAAACCGAGCAAAUCGAUCACGGAGGUAUUGGACAGGUUCCAAGGACAAACAUUCACCUCGGAAUACAAGUACGAUGGAGAGAGGGCCCAGGUACAUCUCCUUGAAGAUGGAACCAUGAGGAUAUACUCCCGUAACGGCGAGAAUAUGACCGAGCGGUAUCCCGAGAUCCAUAUCAGGGAUUUUGUGGCAGACCUUUCGACGACCAAGUCGUUGAUUCUGGAUUGCGAGGCAGUCGCCUGGGACAAGGAACAGCAGCGUAUCCUGCCAUUCCAAGUUCUGAGCACCAGGAAAAGGAAGGACGUGGAAGCCAAAGACGUGAAAGUCAAAGUGUGUCUGUUCGCAUUCGACAUCCUCUGUCACAACGGAGAACGACAGAUCAACAAGUCGCUCAGGGAAAGACGUGCACUACUGCGCGCCGUCACGAAGCCUGUCACGGGAGAGUUCGAAUACGCUGUAGAAUUGACCACUUCCACUGUUGAGGAGCUGCAAAGGUUCCUCGACCAGUCCGUCAAGGAAUUUUGCGAAGGCCUCAUGGUAAAGGUUCUCGACGGCGAAGAAUCCCACUACGAGCCCAGCAAACGGUCUCGUAACUGGCUAAAGCUCAAGAAAGAUUACCUCGAUGGUAUCGGCGACUCUGUAGAUCUCUGCGUGCUCGGCGCAUACUACGGCCGCGGUAAGCGUACUGGCACCUACGGUGGUUUCCUUCUCGGCUGCUACAACGAGGACACGGGAGAGUUCGAGACCUGCUGCAAGAUCGGAACAGGCUUCUCCGACGAAAUGCUCCAGCAGCUCUACGACAGACUCAAGACCACCGCCAUUGACGGUCCACAUGCCACCUACGUGUUCGAACCCAGCGCAGAGCCAGACGUAUGGUUCGAUCCAACAACGAUAUUCGAGGUCCUCACGGCAGACCUGUCGCUGUCCCCCAUCUACAAGGCAGGCGCCUCCUACUACGACAAAGGAAUCUCCCUCAGAUUCCCCCGUUUCGUACGUACAAGAGAUGACAAAUCGGUCGAAGAAGCUACCUCCUCAACACAGAUCAUUGAGCUCUACCAGAACCAGUCGCACGUCGGAUCAUGA
This is a messenger RNA of Torulaspora globosa, 2103 nucleotides long. RefSeq names its product DNA ligase (ATP) CDC9 (gene CDC9). Bases 1 to 2103 code for a protein of 700 amino acids. Lineage: Eukaryota; Fungi; Ascomycota; Saccharomycetes; Saccharomycetales; Saccharomycetaceae. Gene Ontology annotation, molecular function: ATP binding; DNA binding; DNA ligase (ATP) activity. Gene Ontology annotation, biological process: DNA biosynthetic process; Okazaki fragment processing involved in mitotic DNA replication; lagging strand elongation. The record is from RefSeq and is a predicted model, not a curated record. The transcript has a single exon. Gene Ontology annotation, cellular component: nucleus; mitochondrion.